AUGGUGCGGAAGCCUCGUCGAAAGACCUCCGUACGACGAACGCGAUCGGCUGGAAGCUACACGUCUAGUACCAACGAAUCAUCGGUGCCUCCAUCUCCCGUAGCUAAAUUCAAUUAUUCCUUCAAAUCGUCACCAGGCAGAAGUUCCUUCAAAUCAUCGCCAGGUAGAAGUUCCUUCAAAUCAUCGCCAGCCAGGGCUUCUUUCAAAUCAUCGCCAGCCAGGAGUAUCAACAGUACUAUUGUGGCUUUUGAAGAGGAGCGUCAGUUCUUUCGAACAAGUUUGGAUUGGAGUGAAGCCAUAUCAGCGAGUAAGGCAGACAAAGAAGUCAUUGUUCAGAUCAAGGAGGCCAACAGUGAUGCCGAGAAUGCCUGCGAUUUUAUUUGUCGCGCCCACAGAAUAAUUUGUAGCAGUUACUUUAUGAGAGCCUUUCUAGCCGUCGUCUUAAUCUUACCAAUUGCUAUGAUAUCCAUAGGCGUGAAAUAUUUAAAUGAUUGCCCAGUUCAACCCAUGAUACCAGUUUAUCUACUAGUUGGGGGAUGUUUCGGUUUAGUGAAACUCGGGUCGUGUUUUUGGAAGACUAUCCAGUCGAAAAGAGACGAGAGUAUCGAUAAUAUAUACGAUGCUGGACAAAAGGGUAUAUUUUCGUCACGAACUAACCGAGUGAUGAGCAUCGUGUUAUCUGUAUUUCUUUCUGUCUGGCACGGAUUGGGGACAUUUUGGGUCGGUUCGAUAUGGCGACCGCGCUACAAGCAACUGAUUCACGAACCAAGUAACUGGUGUGAUUCUACUGUGUAUAUUUUUGCGAUGUGUCAGAUUUUAGGAUUGUACGCUUUCAUGUGCCUUUUUUGUUUGACGUUCUGUUUGUUAGCCUCUAUUUUUAGAAUGUGUGGCUGUGCUGUUGGAAGUCGGACUGACGUAUAAACGAGUUGUGCGAUGGUGUAUGUACAGCUUAGUCAACGCGCCUCGAAAGAAUGAUAAAAGUACGAAAAAACAUCAAUGAAACGAUAAUGUGCAGUGGAUAUUCAGACUCAAAACAAUCCAUGAUUACCAAUACGUCAGGAUUGAGUAGAAAACACGUUCGUCACUUCAUGUAAGAUGCGAAAUCCACGACAAAUACGCCACCAAUCACAGAUUACGGAAAUGACGUAACGGAUAGAGGACAGAGUCCGAUAAGAAUCCGCUACGUGCACGUGUACGAACAUGCAGUGUCGGCGUAUAGAGAUGUUGAUGACGUUAAUGACAAAAAGUGUGCCUAGAUGGAGAUUGAAUGCUUAAGUCAACAAUUUGCGAUGUACAUACAUGUAUUCUAGAUCGUUCCAGAUUGCGUUAAUGGGACGAUUAUGAAACACGUGAUUACAUAAUGAUCAAAGGUAUAGUUUUCGUCCAUUGCGAAACCUACACGAAACAUCAUAUUAUUGUUAGUAAUCGAAGGUAAUCUGGAGUGGAUAUUUGACACAUCAUGAGUGUGGGCGUUUAAUGUCGUCUUUCAUGUCCGUCGGUUUGUCCGUCAACAAUUGGGUUGUUAACACGAUAUAGACUACAGUUUGUAACUGAUAUUUUUCAAAUUCAAAUUAGGCGUGAAGCAUUGGGGCCAUGAGAGGACAAAUCCGUCCCGCGACCUUCAGUAUUUUGAAAUUUGGUGUUAAGCAUUUCUGGGUCACGAGAGAAUAAACACCCCUGAUCCCCGCUUUUCGAAAAUCUUGUUAACGCGAUGGGGGCUACAGCCUUUAAUAGAUCUUCUGCUAAUUUGGUGUUCAUGAUAGGCUAAACCCGACCCCCCCCCCCCUUUUUCGAAAAUCUUGUUAACUUCAUGGGAGUUACAGUUUUAAAUGGACCUUCUUCUAAUUUGGUGUUCAUGGGAAUCAGAAACCCGAACCCUAUCGACAUUCGAAGUUUCACAACCUUUUGUUCCGGGACUUCCUCUAACCCCACCCACGUUUGGAAAACUUUAUUAACGUGAUAGAGACUGAACGGAAUAAUUUUUUCCAAUUUGUUGUGAAGCAUUAGGACUGUGGGAGGAUUAACCCUAUUGAUUUUCAAAUUGGGUGUGAAGCAUUGGGAUCGAAGAGGAUGAAUCCUGUCGAUUUUCAGCAUUCUUUUUUUCUUUCGUUUGCAGAGAUAUAUUACGUAUCCGGAAACGCUUGUUGACACGAUCGAGGUUAGAUUUCAUAAUGAUAGAAGGGAUCCUUAUCAAAUUCUCCUUUCGGAUAAGCUGCUGUCUAUGACUAUAUUGCUGCUGUGUGGGUGUAUGUCCACGCUUUGCGUGUCUAUAUUUAAUAAACCCAUCAGAAGGUUUAUGAGAAUUUACUCUGAGUUGUGAUUCAAUUUAAGUGCUAAUUUUUAUAUGUAAUAGAAAACUUAUAUUGGUAUCCUAAAUAAAAUAAUACAUAAAGUUAAUAGAUGAUAUGCGUACAAAUGUGAAUUUUUAACAUCGAAUAAUGGCUGGAUUGACGAAUUCUUAAAAGAAUGCUCUAUUUUUAAACACUUAUUUCGUCUCCAUAUGUAUAUGUUGGUCAAUGGUCGUUAAUUUGAUUGUCGUUUGUACAGGAAAUGUAAGGAUGCCCAUAUUAUUUUGGACCAGGAACUGGACCCUACCCGUCUCAUACUGUUCGUAUUCUUGCGUGCGACGCCCAUGGCACGAAACUUAGCAUGCUCGUUCCGUGGACAGCUGUUCAUCGGUUGAAGUACUUCGAUUUUUCCAGAUGGCUGCGAUGACAUCAUAGUAACUUCCUGGUCCAUAGUACGAGGGUACUUAUUUAAAAUAAUAAAUGAAGUCACAAAUAGUAAUCAUUCAUUCCUAAAUAUAUUUACAUUUAUUAAAAAAAAAACCAAAAAACAACUGAAAACAUAAGAAGUAUAAAUUAUUUUAUUACAAUAAAACGAAAAAAUGAUUAUUUUUCUAAAAUAUAAUCAUAUUUAUUGUUAUUUAUAAUACACAUAUCAUCAUUCAAAAUAUAUCUUGAAC
Messenger RNA from Patella vulgata (common limpet), 2965 nucleotides. Its product is annotated as transmembrane protein 272. NCBI's taxonomy places the organism in Eukaryota, Metazoa, Mollusca, Gastropoda, Patellidae. The coding region runs from base 1 to 921 and encodes 306 amino acids. The transcript has 4 exons. The record is from RefSeq and is a predicted model, not a curated record.